UCACGUAGCAGCUUACUUAUACCGUCCAGCAUAGCCCAGAUAUAAACCCAUCGCCUUGCCAUCGCCCACAACAUACUUCAAUCUCUCUCACAUCCCAUACUCCAUCUAGUCUCAUAAUGGUUGCUGAAAUUUCUACCGCGGCACAGCUCAAGGAGUUAACCACUGAUGCCAGCAAGCUGACUGUCAUAGACUUCACUGCGAGUUGGUGCCCUCCUUGCCAGGCAAUCAAGCCGGUCUUUGAAGGCCUUGCGAAUGACAACGCCAAUGUGAACUUCGUCAAGGUUGACCUCUCCGAAGGCACGAACGAGCUCGCCACCAUGUACUCCGUCACUGCUAUGCCAACCUUCAUUUUCCUGGUAGGCGCGGAAGAGGUGCACAGGAUCCGUGGCGCUAACCCGGCUGGCCUCAAAUCGGCUAUCGCGCAACACGCCAAACCCGCAUCUUCUGCCUAACUGCCGCAUGGUCGAAUACGAGUCCUCAAGCGAAAGUUUUGAUUGCGCUUUGUGCAGCAUAUGUAUUUUUCUGGCUGAUAUAGAAAAGAACGAAUAUUGUAGAUCAGGUUUCGCGCUGGUGUAUUACGUACAGAUACGAUAUGCAUCCAAUAGUCAUCGGAUUUAUGUUU
Messenger RNA from Suillus fuscotomentosus, 622 nucleotides. RefSeq names its product thioredoxin-like protein. The record is from RefSeq and is a predicted model, not a curated record. NCBI's taxonomy places the organism in Eukaryota, Fungi, Basidiomycota, Agaricomycetes, Boletales, Suillaceae. The coding region runs from base 117 to 452 and encodes 111 amino acids. The transcript has 5 exons. Gene Ontology annotation, molecular function: protein-disulfide reductase activity.